AUGUCUGACAAGCUUGGGCUUUUCGACCGCACUGACGUUGUAUACAAGACACUUAACGGCAUCUCUUUCAAAGUAGCCGUUCUUGUGCCUAAAAUGAGUAUAGCAUCUCGGAAUCAUGCGCGUCCUUUACUCGUCCACUUGCAUGGCGGUGGACUCAUUAUGGGAACUAUCUUAGAUCCUGUCAUGUUACCACAUUGGCUUAUGCAAUUCGGGGCAUCUCAGGAUGCUGUUGUAGUGUCCCCCGAGUACCGCCUUCUACCAGAAGCAAGCGGCUCAGACCUCUUUGAUGACGUAGGACAAUUCUGGACAUGGAUACAUACCUCUUUCCCGGCUGUUCUGUCCGGUAUAUGGCCUGGCCUCUUUGUAGAUUUCGACCGAAUCGCUGUAGCUGGCGAGAGCGCUGGCGGAUACCUCGCUUUGCAGUCCGCUGCACUUUUCCCCGCGGCAGGUAUCAAGCUUGUUAUGGCGCAGUAUUGUGCCCUAGAUAUCGAUAAUCCUGCAUACAACCCAGUGCCAUCAACACUCCCUGCAAACAACGAUUUGCAGAUGUAUUUGAACAGCAUGAAGUCAGACUCUAUUAGAUUAUCGUCGCCGUUUCCCGAAAAGCUGGGCCUGCUGCAAGCGAUUAUCGGCGCCGGACGCCACCGUGAGUUCAUUGGACUAGAUGAUCGCAUAAAUAUUCGCAAAAGUAUUCGUCUUGCCGAAGAGCUUCCAGCGAUAUGGAUAGCCCAAGGCAUGGAUGAUACUCUGGUGGGAAAUCCCCCUCUUUUCUUUUACAGAUGUCGCAUUCUGGAAGGCGGAACGAGAAACAUGUAUGACGCUAACAUAUCGGAUCAGGUGCCGAAGCCCGUUACGGACGAUCUCGUAUCCUACAUAAGAGAGACGCAUCCCGAAACGCCUCUAGUCUAUAGUGUCCAGCCUGGUGGUCAUGGUUUUGAUGUGGAAUGUACGCUGGAGGAAUCGUGGGUUGUGGAAGGAAUCGGAUUUGCCAAGAGUUAUUGGUAA
Molecule: messenger RNA, 1005 nt
Organism: Fusarium sp. VM40
Lineage: Eukaryota; Fungi; Ascomycota; Sordariomycetes; Hypocreales; Nectriaceae
Source: the annotation of a GenBank genome assembly